AUGGCCGGGAAAACGCUGAGCAAUGGCACGCUCAGCCUGCGUUUCAUGCAGAAUGCGCAACGGGCGAAACUUCAGUCUCAGGUGACGGCCGAACAGGCGAAGAUCAAGGACGACGCGGAGUGGUCGGUCUCUCAAGAACUGAAGGACGCGUGGGGUAUUGGACAGUCUUCUGGGUCUACAGAUGAUACCGUCCAUGAAGACUCGUAUGUGCCGUUCAUGAGCCAAGCGGAGACGUCUUCUGGGCCCUCCUCGAGCGAACCGCCAUCAAAGGCCGUUCUGAAGGGGCGGCGGACAUUCACCCCUCGAGGGGAGGUGAUUGCAGAAGAGUCCAAAGACAAGCAAGACGGCGAAGACCUAGAAGAAAAGCCUGACGAUCUGGAGUACGACGAUCACCCACGCCCCAAGCGACGUGCGAUGCCCACUUCGAUCUCAAACUUCAAGGCCCCCAUCUCCACGCGUCCUGAUGGUGACAAGAAGGUCGCUCGAAAAACGGCACAGCAGCUCAUUCGUGAAAUCGCACCGAUCGAUGUCUCGACCCCUCCUGAUACUUCAAGAUCCGCUCGCCCGCCGGCACCGUCAGGUACCGCCUUCAUGAAGCCUGAGGGUGUCGAUGCGCCUGUUCCACUACCCAGCAAACUCGUCAAGCGUGAAAGAGUGGAGUCCGCUGGUAGCGCGGAAGGGAAGAAGAAGAGGAAGAAGAAGAAGGAUGCAGUCUCAUAA
This is a messenger RNA of Epithele typhae, 720 nucleotides long. RefSeq lists its product as uncharacterized. NCBI's taxonomy places the organism in Eukaryota, Fungi, Basidiomycota, Agaricomycetes, Polyporales, Epitheliaceae. The record is from RefSeq and is a predicted model, not a curated record. The transcript has 3 exons. The coding region runs from base 1 to 720 and encodes 239 amino acids.